This is a messenger RNA of Anthonomus grandis grandis, 3853 nucleotides long. Its product is annotated as probable multidrug resistance-associated protein lethal(2)03659. Lineage: Eukaryota; Metazoa; Arthropoda; Insecta; Coleoptera; Curculionidae. Gene Ontology annotation, molecular function: ATP hydrolysis activity; ATP binding; ABC-type transporter activity. The record is from RefSeq and is a predicted model, not a curated record. Gene Ontology annotation, cellular component: membrane. Bases 90 to 3839 code for a protein of 1249 amino acids. Gene Ontology annotation, biological process: transmembrane transport. The transcript has 8 exons.
CAAUCGAAAUCCUUCGAGCCUUUUGUCUCCGUAUCCGAUUGAAGAGACUUAGUUGUUUUCCUACAUCCGUGAAUUGAACAUUUUCAUGCAUGGAUCACGUAGGGCAAGUCAAGCGCGGCACCAACCCCAGGGAGAAGGCAAACGUCUUCUCCCUAUUAACCUUCACGUACACCGGUCCUUUGUUCACUCGCUCCCUAAAAAAGGACUUGGAAGAGGACGACGUGUAUGACGUGAUAAAACCAUGUCAAGCGAAGAAGAACGGGGACAAGUUCGAGCGGGUGUGGCGCACCAGACGAGAGCAAGGUAAAACCGCCCUUUUCCCCGUCCUAUGGACCGUUUUUGGGUGGAAUUAUUUGCUUCUGGGACUCACCAACCUCAUCUGGAAGCUCCUUAUCAGUAUACUGGAACCGCAAGCCAUUUCCAAACUGGUCUCCUACUUCAACCCGAGACAAACCACCAUCACGUUCGAGGAGGCGGUGUUCUACGCGUGCGUGAAGAUCGGAUUGCGAGUGAUUCACGGACUCUACGUGCAAAACUACGUGCUCUACGUGCAGCACUUGGCGAUCAAGUUGCGCACCUCCUUCUGCUCGCUCGUAUACCGGAAAUCGUUGAAACUAACCCCGGCCGCCCUAAACGAGAUCAGCCUCGGUAACGUUAUCACGGUGAUCACCAAGGACGUGAUGGUGUUCGAGCACAACAUGAUGAUGUUCAACGACAUGUGGGUCGAACUGAUCAAACUUGUCGUCGUUUGUUACUUGAUCUACAAUAAAAUGGGCUGGACCGGUUUCGUUGGGGUGGCCGUCAUGUUUGUCAUCGUGCCUGCUCAAAUUUGGGUGGCGAAAUGCAUCAAAAACCUAAGACUGGACCUCUCCCAAAAGACCGAUCAGCGUCUGCAGACCACCCAAGAGACCUUAUCGGCAAUCAAGAUCAUCAAGAUGUACACCUGGGAGAAAGUAUUUUCCGCCAAAGUAGAAGAGAGACGAAGACUGGAAAUGACUUAUUUGAUGAAAGCCUUCUAUCUACGAUCAGCCAACUUUAUCUUGGGCAUGCUGACCUCCAAGGUGGGCUUCUACGUGCUGAUCAUGACCUACAUAGCGGUCAACGGUACCAUCGAUGCGGACGUGGUAUUUUACGUGAUGAAAUGCUUCGGAGACAUCAGGGGUUCGGUCACCAUGCUGAUCCCCUUGGGGUUAGGUCGGGGGGCGGAACUCUACGCGUCCUAUCAGCGCAUCAACAAAAUCCUCAAAUGCGAAGAGUUGGACGAGAAGCACAACGACGACUACGACAAACCGAAAGUGGUGCUGAAAAACGCCACCGUACGCAUCAAAGAGCAAACGAUCCUUAGCGAUAUCAGCAUGAAGUUGAAGCGUGGAUUAACAAUCGUGUCUGGACCGCUUGGUUGCGGCAAGAGUUCCUUGCUAAAGCUUUUCUUAAAAGACUUUCCAGUGACAGAGGGCAAAGUGUAUAUGCGAGGGUCAUUUUCGUACAGCUCCCAGGACCCUUGGCUGUUCCCUUCGUCUAUUAAGCAAAACAUCACCUUUGGACAACCCUAUGACGAAACCAGGUACAAGGAGGUGGUGAAGGUGUGCGCCCUGCAGUACGACUUCGAUUUGUUCGAGAAGGGGGAUGAAACCAUCGUGGCCGACCGAGGGAUUAACCUCAGCGGGGGCCAACAGGCCAGGGUGAACCUCGCCAGGGCGAUUUACAAGAAAAGUGAAAUUUAUUUGCUCGAUGAUCCGUUGCACGCCCUGGACCCUAACGUUCAGGAUUAUAUAUUCCAAAAUUGCAUCCAGGGCUUUUUGAAGGACAAAAUUGUGGUGUUGGUGACCCAUAACUUGAGGCACAAAAACUGUGCUGACCACUUGAUAUUACUGAAUAAUGGUCAGAUCCAAUAUGAAGGCAGACCGACUGAAGUUAAGGUGGAUUUGGUCAAGGAAGUUACAGCCGAACAGAAGCAGGAACAUGAGGAAGAACAAGAGGAGGAGGAUGAAGAGAUCAAUGAAAAAACCAAGAUGCUUAAGCAAGAGCCUUCUAAAAAAAAAGUUUACAGCGAGGUCAAGAAGACUGGCAAGGUGGACCUCACUGUAUAUAAGAAAUACUUCUCGUUCGGGGGAGGGUUCUUCAUGUUUUUAGCCAUAAGUUCUUUGUUUAUUGGCGCAGAAUUUUCCGAUAGUUACUCGGCCAAGCUCCUAACGAACUGGAUUAAAUUUGAACAAAAUGUGACCAACAUGAAAGCCUAUCCUGCAGAAAUGUCUAAGGAAACCAACGAAUCGCUCGUGCAGCUCGAGAGUCAAGCGGAUACGACCCUAAAGAUCUACAGCGCCAUGAUAUUCGGUUCCGUGCUGCUCGACCUAAUCAAACAGGGCCUGUUCAUCAAUUUCGCCAGGAAAGCCUCCAUUAACUUGCACAACGAAAUGAUCGAAAAACUCACCACUGGAUCGAUGAGUUUCUUUGACAACUACUUCAUCGGGAACAUCCUCAACAGGUUUUCACAAGACUUAACGAAAAUUGAUGAGCAUUUGCCGCACACAAUUAACCAUUUGACUAGGGUUGUACUAGCUGUUGCUGGGGUGGUUGGUCUAGUCACUUCGGUCAGUUGGACUUUCUUGAUACCCGCAACGAUUUUGGUGACUUUGAUGAUUAUCAUGCAAAGACUCUACAUACCCGCCGCAAGAAGUUUGAAAAGACUGGAGUCUGCAACUCGUAGCCCGCUAAUUGGUCAUUUGAACGCCACCAUGGAGGGCAUAACCACCGUAAGGGCGUUCAAACUGGAAAAACUCCUCACGGAAGAGUUCGACCGUCACCAAGAUCUCUACACCUCCGCCCAUUACAUGUCGUUCUGCGUAAGGCGAGCCUUCGAUUUCUUCAUGGAAAUCCUCUCCACGAUAUUCGUAUCGACCGUGAUCGGGAAAUUGUUGUUUUUCAACUCGGGGGAACCGGGUGCGGACGUCGGUCUGGCCAUCACCAAAGCAUCCCAGCUCGCCCUGUUGGUCCAGUGGGCCCUGAUGCAAUUAUCCGACUUGGAAAACAACAUGACGUCGGUGGAGAGGGUGUUGGAGUACACGGAGGUGCCGCAGGACGAUUACGAGGGCGAAACGACCCCCAACUGGCCGUCCAAGGGGGCGAUCAGUUACAAGGCGGUCACGCUCACUUACAAGGCGGAACAGGUCUUGAGGGGCGUCAGCUUCGACAUAUUGCCCAGGCAAAAGAUCGGAAUCGUCGGACGGACUGGGGCGGGUAAAUCGUCCCUGAUCUCGACCCUGUUUAGGUUGUACAAUUUUGACGGGACCAUUACUAUUGACGGGGUUGACACCAAGAGGGUGGCCCUCAGUUACUUGCGGAACCACAUUUCGAUCAUUCCGCAAGAGCCGCUACUGUUCCAAGGUACCAUACGAGAAAACAUCGAUCCGUACGACCGAUACAGCGACGACGAGAUCUGGGACACCCUGGAAAAGGUGCAUAUGCGCGAUCACAUCCACAAUCUGGACCUGAAGAUCACCGAUCACGGAUCGAAUUUUUCUACGGGGCAACGGCAGUUGAUCUGUUUGGCCCGGGUGAUCAUUAAACGGAACAAGAUCGUCGUUCUGGACGAGGCGACCGCCAACAUGGACCCGGAAACGGAAAUACUGGCCCAGCAAGCGAUCGAGAAGCAUUUCGACGAUAGCACGGUGCUGAUUAUCGCGCAUCGGUUGCAGGCGGUGUUGCAGUGCGAUAAAAUUAUCGUCAUGGACAAGGGACGGAUCGUCGAGUUUGACGAUCCGCACAUUUUACUUGCGAAUAAACAGAGUCACUUUAGUAAGAUGUUAGCCAUCGAUAGUGCACAGACUUUUAAUAUAUGAGUUAGUUAAUGGUA